Fimicolochytrium jonesii is the source of this 1149-nucleotide messenger RNA. RefSeq lists its product as uncharacterized. NCBI's taxonomy places the organism in Eukaryota, Fungi, Chytridiomycota, Chytridiomycetes, Spizellomycetales, Powellomycetaceae. The record is from RefSeq and is a predicted model, not a curated record. The transcript is spliced from 6 exons. Bases 1 to 1149 code for a protein of 382 amino acids.
AUGGAUGAUGUCACCCGACAAUGGCUCGAACCCCUCUGGUGCGACUUCCGUCUCCAAACCUGGUCCUGCACCGACUCCACUCUCUGGACAACUGUAUUCAUAAUCCACUCAAUAUGGGCCUUCCUCCUCUUCCUCAUGGGCCUAUGGAUCGUCGUGAAGAAGAUCGGGCAGCUACGUGAAAAAGGGCUCGGUAUCUUUGAGGUGUGCGAUGGAGCGGUGAGACCGCGCGCGGCAGAGGCGUUGCUUGUGACGGCUGCCGCGCAUAUUUUGGGACGGGGGGCGCAUACGACGGUGGUGCUGGCUGGGGGGUUUGGGAGUUGGGCUGUUGGUGAGAUUCUUUUCGAUAUUCCGUGGGUGAUUCUUUUCGACGGCGCGGUGUUUUACGUUAUUGGAAUAAUCUACGGCACACCCCGACACCGCCUCGUCGGCUCCUCAACCCAAUCCGAGCGUCUCCCCUCCCCGCGCAUCCUCAACCUCCUCCUCUUCCUCCUCACCCUCCUCCCCUCCACUACCCUUCCCCUCACCGCCUACCUCAGCGGCUGGGGGCGCGACACAGCCCAAGUGCACUGGGCAGUGACGUUCACCCAAAUCCACUACGUCCUCUGGGGCGUCUACUGCAUUGCCCUCUCCGGGCUGCUGCUGCAUUUUGGGCUGAAGCUGAUUGGAAUUUUGAGGGAGAAUAGUGGCACGAUGAAGGUGUUGACGGAGCAGGUGGAGUUGUCCCAUACGAAUUUAGAGGGGAGUGCUGGGGAGGAGUUUCGGAGGACGUUGAUUACGCUCAUCAUUACCGUAGGGUGCAUGAUAACAAUGGUCAUGGGAUCUAGCAUAGUCCUGCUCGCCUACGCCUUCCGCCGGAUCGAGAUCCACAACAGCUUCCCGCUCUCUCUACUCAUCGGGUUCACGUGGAUGUUCAUGAUGCCCCUGUGCCUUACACCGAUAUUCAUCGUCACGAUCUACGGGAUGCUUCGAACAAAGAAAGAGAUAAAAGCCCACCAAGAUUCGAUAGAGAAGAGCGGGUCGCGAUCUAAUCCGGGGCAAAGGGCUGAUGCCAGGAGGGCUUCGGUGAGGCCGGGGGCUGAAGCUAGGAGGGCUUCGAUGAAGCCGAAGUUUGUAGAUACGGCGCGCACUGAUUUUGAUGAGGUGCUUUGA